AUGGAUCCGAUACAAAUUAGUGACAGUAAAAAUGAUAUUGAGAAUGUUAAAGAAAAGCUGCGACCCAGUGAUUCUGACAGUGAUGCCUUCGAAGCAGUACUUCAGCACGUGGGUGAGAUGGGACUCUACCAAAAGCUGCUGUUCUUCGCCAUGGCUCCGUUUGGAUUUGUCUUCGCGUUUAAUUACUACACGCAGAUGUUUAUUACAGCAACGCCAAGCCAUUGGUGCAGAGUGCCGGAGUUAGAGCAUUUGGAUGUUGAAAUAAGACGUAAUCUCACCACUGUGACCACAACCGAAGGGUGGGAAAACUGUCUGAUGUAUGACGCUAAUUGGACCCAGGUAUUGCAGAAUAUGAUAGUGCCUUCCAACACAUCACUGGUACCAUGUAAGCACGGCUGGGAAUUCCAGCUAACUAAUAUACCAUAUCAUACAGUCGUUAGUGAACGUGGCUGGGUAUGCGAAAACGCUAGUAAUGUACCGUUUGCUCAAUCAAUGGCCUUUGUUGGUUCCUUCCUUGGGUGUAUAUUGUUUGGAUGGAUGGCUGACUUCUAUGGCAGAGUGCCAGCUAUUACGGGAACAUAUUUAAUUGCCUUAAUAGGAGGAGUGGGUAGCGUUUACACCAGUGGUCUCUGGGACUUUGCUUUUUGUCGGUUCCUCGUUGGCAUGUCAUUCGACAGUUGUUUUGUGAUUAUAUACAUUUUAGUUCUAGAAUAUGUGGGACCUACCUACCGUUCGCUGGUCGGAAAUAUAUCAAUAGCUCUGUUUUAUGGAGGUGGAGCAAUUAUGCUACCGUGGGUGGCCAUCUGGUUGGGAGACUGGCGAAAAUUGCUCUGGUUUACAAUUGCACCAUUGUUUAUAAUAUUUUUUAUACCCUUCGUUAUUCCUGAGAGUGCCAGAUGGCUCUCAUCGCGUGGACGCUCAAAGAAAGCUAUUGAAGUUUUGCGAAGAUUUGAAAGGCUUAAUGGAAGGAAAAUUCCGGAGAAUGUUUUGGACGAAUUCGUAAUAUCUUCAAACAAACAGAAAAUCUCCAAUGAAUCGCUUAAAGAUGUUUUCAAAAGUCAACCGUUACGUAAGAUGUUGAUUAUUCUGACAAUAACAAGUAUGUUCGGCGUUGUUGUAUUCGAUACUUUGGUCAGAUUGUGCCAUGGUCUUGGUUUGGACUUCUUUGUUACCUUUACCAUGGUAUCUGCAACUGAAGUGCCUUCUGUGAUAUUGGUAGCGGUCACGCUUGAUAGAUUUGGUCGCCGGAAACUAACCUUUGUACCAACAGUUUUGACUGCCAUUUUAGUGUUCACUGCAGCAUUUGUUCCAAAAGGUAUUCCAAGAGUAGCAAUUGCCGUAGUAGCUAGGUUCAUGGUAAAUAUGACUCUGACUGCCCUCAUGCAAUGGACUGCUGAAUUACUUCCAACUCCCGUGCGAGCUUCGGGCAGUUCGUUCGUUCAUGUCAUAUCAUUUUUGGCUACUAUGGUCUCGCCUUUCAUAGCUUUCUCGGAGAGAUUGUGGUUUGCGCUCCCUUUUAUCAUCAUAUCGGGAAUCUCAUUAAGCGCUGGCAGCAUCACCCUACUACUGCCAGAGACAAAAGGUCGUCAGAUGCCACAGACUAUAAUAGACGGCGAGAAAAUUGUUCAGACUAACACGCUAUGCGGAAACAAUGCAGAAUCAGAAAGAUCUAUGUAA
Messenger RNA from Pieris macdunnoughi, 1677 nucleotides. Lineage: Eukaryota; Metazoa; Arthropoda; Insecta; Lepidoptera; Pieridae. The record is from the annotation of a GenBank genome assembly.